Messenger RNA from Haplochromis burtoni (Burton's mouthbrooder), 514 nucleotides. Its product is annotated as dual specificity protein phosphatase CDC14AB. Gene Ontology annotation, cellular component: nucleolus; spindle pole; centrosome. Gene Ontology annotation, biological process: positive regulation of cytokinesis; protein dephosphorylation; cilium assembly. Gene Ontology annotation, molecular function: protein serine/threonine phosphatase activity; protein tyrosine/serine/threonine phosphatase activity. NCBI's taxonomy places the organism in Eukaryota, Metazoa, Chordata, Actinopteri, Cichliformes, Cichlidae. The record is from RefSeq and is a predicted model, not a curated record.
CGAGUUGAAAAUGGAGAUAUGAACUGGAUCGUUCCGGGGAAAGUUCUGGCGUUCAGUAGCCCUCAUUCUCGUGGUUAUCCCCUCCACACACCCGAGGCAUACUUCUCAUACUUUUACCAAAAUGACGUAACGACCGUGGUUCGUCUGAACAGGACGUUGUAUGAUGGCAGGCGGUUUGAGGAUGCAGGAUUUGAGCACCACGACCUCUUCUUCCUUGAUGGGACCACGCCCUCUGACCUCAUCGUCAGACGCUUUCUGCAUGUGUGUGAAAGUACAGACGGGGCAGUGGCGGUGCACUGUAAAGCUGGAUUAGGCCGCACGGGCACUCUGAUUGGCUGCUACCUGAUGAAGCACUUCCGCUUUACUGCAGCCGAGGCGAUUGCUUGGAUCAGAGUCUGCAGACCUGGCUCUAUCAUCGGUCCACAGCAAAACUUCUUAGAAGAGAAGCAGCACAGUUUGUGGGUUCAGGGUGACGUGCAUCGGUCUAAACAGAAGCUGGUCCAACAGAGACUGA